Molecule: messenger RNA, 2952 nt
Organism: Nerophis lumbriciformis (worm pipefish)
Lineage: Eukaryota; Metazoa; Chordata; Actinopteri; Syngnathiformes; Syngnathidae
Source: RefSeq, a predicted model, not a curated record
AUGUUAGCCACCCAAACGCCAGAUGCACAGCAGGAAGCUAAACAUGUCAAACAGAUCAAGGAGAAGCUGGCGCAGUCGCUCAAAGCCCUACAAAGACGCUACGUGACGUCGGACGCGGUGGUCACCAGCGAGGACGGCGACGCCAAUGUCCUGUGCUGCGCGCUGGAGGCCAUCUUCAUCCAUGGUAUCAAAGGCAAGCACAUUCGCUGGGAGGCCGGGGGCCGUGGCAAGAAGGGUGAUCGCGGACCUGCCCCGCAACCCUUUUUCUGGACCCUCCUGAAGACAGUCACUCACCGCGACGUCAUCACGGAGCUCGAAAAGAUCAACUUUGUGGGCACGGACGUAGGGCGGUGUCGUGCGUGGUUGCGUCUGGCUCUCAACCACGGCUUGCUGGAGUGCUACCUGCUGUCGCUGUUCCGGGAGAGCACCGAGCUGCGGGCACACUAUCAACCAGGCGCCUUGCUGCUCAACAGCGAGGAGCGGGAGGUACUGCUCAGCUAUCUUCAGGGACUGUCUUCGCUUACCUUCAACCUCUCGUACAAGUCAGCCGUUCUCAACCAGUGGACCACCACCCCGCUCAGCCUCGCUGGACUGUGUGCCCCCUUUCCAUCUGAUGCUCUGGAACCGCCUGUCAACGGUAGUGCGAACCAGCUCUCGUGUAAAGAUUUGUGGGAUACGACAUCGCAGUCGUCCGGGUCUUUUGAGGCGGGGGCGCCACUGGUGAAGUCUACAGGCGAGUCCACUGUGGACACUGUAGUGCUCAACUCAUCCACUCUUAGCCUCGACACCACAGGCUCCUCCCAGCUGUCCUCCAGCUUGAGCUCUGACAGCCUCCUCCAGGGGCAAGACCUCCGCAGCCCUGCAGGGGAGAAGUGGUCCACUUGCAAUAUCAGUGGCAGCACCAGGGCACCAGUCAGUGGAUCACCACCCAAGCUCCGGGAGAAUGGCAGCUCCAGUCAGGAUUCUAUGCGCGAAGACUCCUUUUCCUCCAGCACUGGCGCAGAUCACUCAUCCUCAGACAGCGACCAGCCGCCCAGUUCUGCUCUUUCCGACACAGAGCCGCCGCCGCCAACUGAACAGCCAUCGCCACGCCAGAAUCAAAUUGACCAUUCUCAGGCUGCGGACCUGAAGCUCCCGCAGAAAGGGGAGAAAGGAACUAAAAGCGUCGUAAACACCAAGCUGUCGUCCGAAUCCCAGAUGCGCUCGUGGAUAUCCGAGGAAGACAUCUAUAAGCCCCGUGUAAAUGAGGAGUCGGACCACGAGGAGCAGUUGACGGCUCCUGCUCCUCCUGCGCCUCUGGCAGAUUCGCAGUUGCCGCCAAGCGUUGUGCAUCGCCGCCAAAUAGGCCUCUCCAACCCCUUUCGAGGCCUGCUGAAACUCGGCCACCUGGAGCGUCGCGGCGCCAUGGGGAUGUGGCGGGACCACUACUGCGAGCUGUCACCCUUCGAGUUCCGACUCUACUUGAACGCCGAAGAGCGCACGUGCUGCGACAACUGCUCCCUGCUCCGAUGCGAAGACGCUCGCCUGACCUCGUCUGACGGCCGCUUCGAACUGGCCUUCCCCGGCAAGCGACUGCACCUGCGCGCUGCUAAUCGUGGUGAGGCAGAGGACUGGGUGGACCGCAUCGCGGAGGCGGUCAACAAGUGCCGGCCCGUGUCUCGCGUUGACGAACCGUGGGAGAUUCUGGAGGCGCCUGCAGAGAACUGCUUGGAUGACAGCAACUCUUCUUUGCCUUGCUCUGCCUCGUGUAGUCCCGAGCGAGGCUCCUCGCCGCCUCCACCUCACGAAUGCAACUGGACUCGCGUAGCGGAAUUGGAAAGGGAUGCCAUCAAGGAAGCUGUGCUAUAUUGUUGCUCGGAUGUUGAGGCUCGCUCGUGGACGCCUCUAGUCUUCUCGCUCUCUCUCGAGGCCUUGAAAGGCUUCCGGGUGCAAGAUGGAAAAAAGGUGCUGCGGAUGACGUUCCCCAUCCAGGACGUGCGAGACGUAGUUCCCGACGUCGCGCUGGGCGGACCCAACUUUUUUAAACUCCUGACACUCAGGGAGACACUCCGAUUGCGGGCGGAGAGCGCGGAGGAGGCUUGCUCCUGGAGGUCUCGGAUCCGCGGUGCUCUGGACUCUUACUUGGAGAGCGGUGAGGAGGUGGAGGCUGUAGGCCAGAAAGGAGGCGAGAAUCUGCACAGACUCGUUCAGCACAGACUCAAAGAAGACGGAGCGCUGCUGGUACAUCUUUGCACGGUGCCCACACAGAAGGGACUGGACACACAGAAUUUUAAAUGUGCAGGCUGCCCCCAGCUGAUCGGCCCGUCGCUGGGACGAGCCCGCCUGUGUGAGUUCUCCGGCCAAUACUAUUGCGAUUCCUGUCACUGUGGCGAUACCACCGUUAUCCCUUCACGCAUGCUGCACAACUGGGACCUCAAUAAACGCGAGGUUUCGAAAAAAGCGCUUUGGCUGCUGGCUCAGGUGGAGCAGGAGCCUCUCCUGAACCUGGAGCAGCUCAAUCCCGACUUGGCAACACACUGUGACUCCAUGGCUCUAGUGCACAACCUGCGUCAGAGGCUACGGCUGCUGGGCGACUAUCUUGUCACCUGCCGCAGUAAUGCCUGCAAAAUGCUCCAAGCCAGGAUGAAGCAGCGAACAUACCUGCUGGAAUCCAGCGGCCUGUACAGCGUAAGAGAUUUACGGGAGAUUGCCGAGGAGCAGUACACCCCCUUCCUGGUGUCGCUGUGCCAGUUCGCCAGCAGCCAUGUGUUCAGCUGCGACCUGUGCACGCAGCGGGGCUUCAUCUGUCAGAUGUGCCACAGCGACGACAUCAUCUUCCCCUUUCAAUUCGACAGCACAUUCAGGUGCAACGAGUGCAAAGCGGUGUUCCAUCGGACCUGCAUGUCGCCGGGCAGUUGCUGUCCUCGCUGCUUGCGAAUGAGGAAGUACCUGGAGAGGGACAUGCAAGACUGA